Darwinula stevensoni is the source of this 348-nucleotide messenger RNA. The record is from the annotation of a GenBank genome assembly. Lineage: Eukaryota; Metazoa; Arthropoda; Ostracoda; Podocopida; Darwinulidae.
CUCUCUAAGCAGACGGUAUUGGCGACCGAGAAUCCACAUAAGAUGCUGAGAAAAGAAGAAAUGCUUCAUCUCAUUCAGCGUGCUGCAAAUCUUCUGAAAAGGGCCAUCAUUCUCGUUGGGGAGAAUGAAGAUGGGUCUUCGACCAUUGUUCCAGAGGAUGGUUUUGAAGAAUGGAUUGGGAUCAUAUUUGCCUGGGAUAGUUCCUCUACAGAAAAACCACCCAAUAUCAUACCUCUGGUCCAAAACUAUGAAGAUCUUCGAUAUCUUCGAGAUCUUCUAGAUCUUCUAGAUCUUCGAGAUCUUCGAUAUCUUCGAGAUCUUCGAUAUCUUCGAGAUCUUCGAUAUCUU